Molecule: messenger RNA, 570 nt
Organism: Mesorhabditis belari
Lineage: Eukaryota; Metazoa; Nematoda; Chromadorea; Rhabditida; Rhabditidae
Source: the annotation of a GenBank genome assembly
AUGAUGAGGAGAACCGGUUAUAGGUCAUUCAAAGAGAAUCGCCCAUCCUCGUCACAUUGUGAUCGUUUUCAGCAGCUCCUAAUCAUUUCCCUUUUACUUGGCUGUCCCCUUUUGACAUGGUAUUCCUAUUCUUUAUCGAUUCGCCUCGAAAAUCUCAAUUCGAUGCUGAACAAGCUUUCCACCUUACCCGAUGAAUUAUUGGAGGUGCAGACUCGUCUUCAAGCCUUGAGGAUCGAAUUCGAUUUGUCUAGAGAAUCGAUUGAUUUGAAUGCGAUAAAUGAAAAGAAUCGAACAACAAUAGGUGCAGUGGAGUAUGUCAUGGAAAGAUUGGAACAUUUGGGAAAUCGAAUAGAUGAUGAGAGGAAAAGAGUGAAACAGAAUGAAGGUCUUCUCUCAUCGCUGGGAAUUCGUCUAGCCGACAUGGAAGCACUUUGUGUUGAUUCGUGCAAAAAUGGGAGAAGAGCGCAGAAUAAAAUGCCUCCAAAAUCUCGCGUGCAAAAGGAGAUCGGCAGUGAGGGGGAAAGGCUGAGAAUGCGGCAAAUCGUCUUCAAUCGAGUCGGACCCGAACAA